ACUCUCGUUGGGUUAAUGAGGCAACUAGUCACACCUGUGAAAGGUCCUUUAAAAGGAGAGGUGGAAGAAGUAGUCCAUAACUCACAGACAACAGAGACACCCAGUGAAUCCCUUGGAAGAGUGCAGAAGGAGACUAUCACCAUGGCGACAUUAACCAUCAUUCUGCUUUUCAGCAUGGCUUUUGCUCUGGGAGAUGCUACGAUACAACCCAAGACCCCCUGUGAGCGUGCUAGAGAUGCUGCGAUAAAUGGCCCAAUUGGAGCUUACAUCCCAACGUGUGACGCCGCUGGACAAUACACCCCUAAGCAAUGUUCGGGCUCUACAGGUUACUGUUGGUGUGUGACCAGUACUGGACAGAAGAUUCCGGGCACUGAGACUCCUCCAGGCACUGCUCCAAUCAAAUGUCCAUGCAGUGGUCCUCGCAGAUGAAAGAUGUUGGAAUGAAGACGUUGAGAAGACUUUGCUAAUACUUUGACAGUUGUCUUUAUUGUACUGAGGGAGAUGCCUCUCGCCAUACACAUAAUGAAGAAAUGUAUUUACUUUGUUGGUUUUACAUGUUGAACAAUGUAUCUGAACUGUCCAUUUCUGGGAACUGGAGGAAGGGAUUUUACUGUAUUACCUCUACACGGGUGUUCAUAAAGGCAGUCAAAUGGUAAUUAGGCUCUCCAAGCUAUGAUGCUGCUGAUGGUCAUUAGUAGCCUACUACACUUGCUAACUGCCUGGUACUCAGCUCUUUAUUGCCCUGUAAUCACUAUCAAUGUAAUUGCAAAUAAACUAUUGAUCACAAAUGUGCUUAGCCGAGGAUAUUGCGGGUGUAGUGAAAUGCUUGUGCUUCUAG
Molecule: messenger RNA, 838 nt
Organism: Oncorhynchus kisutch (coho salmon)
Lineage: Eukaryota; Metazoa; Chordata; Actinopteri; Salmoniformes; Salmonidae
Product: nidogen-2-like
Exons: 5
Coding region: 16-429 (137 amino acids)
Source: RefSeq, a predicted model, not a curated record